GGUUGGUUUAAGAAGCUUUGCAUAUGAUCGAUGGUCCAAGUGGUACUAUUGUAGUGAUGACUUUUCCCUUCCAUUCUUUCUCAAAGAUGGCGCAAGCAAGCUCCCAAUAGAAGGUGAUCAUGAGAAAAGGGCUCUUCUUGGAGGGCGCCCCACUUUCGUCCACAUCUUUGAGAAACUUGGCUAUUACCCGGGUACUGGAGACACCGAGGAAAUGGGAAAAGCAUUCCUAGAAGCUGUGUUGGUAUUUUGUGAGGCAAGGCGGGUCGUAUGGAUAUUCAUGGAAGUGAAGGAGAGAAUUAAAAGGAAGGAAGAACCAAGGGACUUAGACUGCACCAUCCCUGGUAGAGAAAUCCACAUGCACUAUGCGUGGGGUGAUGUUUCGGAUUGGGGUCUUGACUCCAAACUAGUGUUAACUUCUGCCCAGAAAGGAGUGUACACGCCACCUAGGGACGACGAUGGUAAGGCAGAAACUCUAGUAGUAAUUGACAAGAGGAGCACGUUUGAGAGACUUAUCGCACACGGAAGGGAAAGUGGACAUCUGGGGCUGAUAAUGCGUGAUGACGGUGUAUUGGCUCCGGAGGGCAGCCGGGUGCUCAUGCUGUUGAGGAAGAAGAAGGAUCAGUUGGGAGCUAAAUGCCGUGAACCGUAUUUCCGUGAAGUGAAGGAGGAUGAAGACGAUGAGUGACGGCUGUACGUUCUGUGCUCCAGCAGGUCUGUUCUUUGCUUUGUGAAAGACCUAUGAGGCGUCUCGAUCUAUCUCUAUAGAUCUUGAUGCCUAAUAUAUAA
Molecule: messenger RNA, 786 nt
Organism: Triticum dicoccoides
Lineage: Eukaryota; Viridiplantae; Streptophyta; Magnoliopsida; Poales; Poaceae
Exons: 2
Coding region: 212-685 (157 amino acids)
Source: RefSeq, a predicted model, not a curated record